Messenger RNA from Pantherophis guttatus, 4735 nucleotides. It is a transcript of the gene PPP1R3G, whose product is annotated as protein phosphatase 1 regulatory subunit 3G. Gene Ontology annotation, biological process: regulation of glycogen biosynthetic process. Gene Ontology annotation, molecular function: protein phosphatase 1 binding; glycogen binding. Gene Ontology annotation, cellular component: protein phosphatase type 1 complex. Lineage: Eukaryota; Metazoa; Chordata; Lepidosauria; Squamata; Colubridae. The record is from RefSeq and is a predicted model, not a curated record.
UGUUCCCGCUUAAAUUAUUAUAUUCCAUCUCCCCCACCCCACUUUCCUCAGGAGAGUGACGCGCGCCCGCCCGCUUCCCAAUUUGCCGCGCGGAGCGGCUACGUGCCUUUGAGCUUGUGGCGAAUGUCUUUUUUUUCUCUCUCUCACUUACGGGUUCUUGUGGGAGGUCCCGCCCCGCCCCAUCCUUCCUCGAGGGAGGGGAAGGGAGAAAGGCGAGGGAAAAAGGGGGCGCGUCUCCUGGUCUGAGGGACUUUUUUUUUUUGCCUCCCCGACAGAUAAAGCGACCUGCUUUGAAACGGAGCGGCGCUGCUUCCCACGGAGCUCCGAAGUGGGGCGGGAGGGGGGAAAAAAAAAAAAAAAGCGAAGCUGGCUUCUCCCGAGGCGGGAGCUUUGGCUUAGCGUCGGCGCCAUGCUAUGGAGAACCGCGGCUCGGCAGUCCUGAGUUUGGGGCAACUUUUUGCUCCCUUCGGGGAGCACCAGCCCAACGAAGAAGCUGCAUUAGCCCCAGCAUGGCGAGAAGACGCCGAGGAAGAGGAGGAGGGGACGGCAGCGGAGGAGAGCCAGCAGCAACCGCGGGACUGCACCGUGGCAGCCGCCCGGGAGAAGGACGAGGAGGCGCUGCUGGAGAGGCGCCGUCGCCGCGGCCGCUCCUUCUCGCUGCCGGACAGCCCUUCUUUGGCAGCGGCGCGGUUCUUCCAGAGAAGGCGAUUGCCGGACGACAGCGACGGGAGCGAGGAUGACGAGGACGACGGGGCGGCUUCGCCGACGGGGGGCCUCGGCGGCUGCUGCACCAAGUGCAAGAAGCGGGUGCAGUUCGCCGAUUCCCUGGGCUUGUGCUUGGCCAGCGUGAAGCACUACAGCGCGGCCGAGGAGCCGCAGGUUCCCCACGCCGUGCUCUCCCGCUUGCAGAGCUUCCCCAUGAGGCAGAGGGACUUCGAGGACUUCACCGCCGCCUUGGCCGAGUUGGGGGGUUGCGCGUCGUCGUCGUCGCUUUUUCCUCGGCCUCCGCCUCAGGUCCCGCUCCAGCUCGCGCCCCCGUUGGAUGGGGCGGACAAGCAAAACGGCGCCGAGCGGCUGCAGCGGGACCGCGUCUGCUUGGAGGAGGUGGCGGGUACGGCGCUGUCCGGGGCGCCCACGGACGUGCGCGGCGUGGUGAGGGUGCUGAGUUGCCCCGGCUCCAAGGAGGUGACGGUGCGCUACACUUUCAACGAGUGGCUUUCUUUCCUGGACGUCCCGGCUCUGCAGCUCCCCGAUGGGGACCCUUCGGAUGCCUCCGCUCCGGUCGAGCGUUACCAGUUCUCGCUCUGUCUUCCUCCUGGUUUGCCAGACGGGACGGCCGUGCAUUUCGCUAUCUGCUAUCGAAGCCAGCAAGGGGAGCAUUGGGACAACAACGGCGGGGCCAAUUACACCCUCCGAGAUUGCAGCUCCGAAAAGUCAGCAACUCCCCUGUGAUGAGACUCGGGAGGCGGGUUGCCAACCGGCUCUUGCGAGAGCCUGAAAUUGCUCGAGAAACCAGCCUAAUUUGCCUUGCGUUAUUACAAUCUUCCUGAGUCCUGCAACACAGCAUCCUAAGGGCUGAACCUAUCCACGACUUGCCUUUGUGCCCCUUUCUUCCUUCUAGCGGUCCAAGCUUGCGAGAUAGCCAGCCAUACCUUCGCGCUUCAGUCGUCGUGCCACCAGCCUGGUAAGCCUUGCGGGCUUCGAAUUGGAUUGAAGAGGCAGCCGAAUGGGAGAAUCGUGGUCCGGCUUAGGAGAGAGAAGCCUGCAUUUGCGUUGUUACCAGAAUCCUGAAUAUUUCUGGCACUUUUGACCAGGAAAAUGAGAAUGCUUUAAGACCCAUUGGAUAGCAGUUCUAGUGAAGUCUCUUUUCCGGUAUGGGUAUCUGAGUUGGGGCUAUGUCCAUUUUUGGGUAUGAAAAAGAGAAUGAACUACAGUAGGAUUGGAACUUUGUCCCCUUUAAAGCCAUCUUUAUUGAUUUGAGCUGCUUUUUCCUGUUUUAGGCAGUGACUUCUACAAAGCCUGGAAGAAUGCUGCCCGAAUUCAGAACACUUCUCUGGGAAUUGGAUAACUAGAGCAAAAAAUGUUUGAAUAGUGUUUUCCCUUGCCUAUUGUGCCUUAGAACAAAGCUUCUUUAUAAUUGCAGCUAUGAAAUUAUGUUACUUUUGCAAUGUAUCAGUCUAUAAGGGAUGACUACUCUCAUUUUGCUGUAAGUGAUAGGUAUGUUGGAAACUAUUUACUUAAAAGAUUACUUACACUUCUUAGCAGGAAUUGUUCAGGUCUUGAAGAAAUGGUGCAUGGUUUGCAUUGAAAAUGUUAAUGUCUGUUCCAUUACCCAAGGAAUCACAAUGUCUUAAGAACAAUUCCUAUGCUAUUUGGAGGAUCCGUAUAAGCUGUGAACUAAGUAUGUAUGUGAGAACUCAAAUCUGAAUGACUAUUAGUAGGUUGACUCUUGCCUAGAGGAUGACCAAAGGAAAAGGAGGUACAACAGUAGAAGUUUUCUGUCUAAAUGCAACUUGCAUCCCCCCUCUCCCCAUUGAAAUGUAAUAAUUUUAUAAAAGAGGACAAGUAAACAAGUUACCCACUGGGGCCUUUGGCUGUUCUAUUGGCUAUGAGUAGUGAAAAACACAAAUACAACUAAAAUAAUUUUCUGCUUCAUAACUACUUCAUUCUUUAAAAUGCAGAUUCUGUAUCUCCAAAUCAUCUAAUGUUGAAGUUUGAAAACUUACCUGACAGUAAUAAAUGGAGUGCACAACACUGAAUUGUAAUUUUGAAGGAACAGUUCAGUAAACUGUUGAUUAGUUGAAUAGUUUCUUCCAGUUCUCCUCACUAAGUGAUCUAAAAUUAACCUGUUUAGCAAUCAGGUUGAAUUAAGAUCUCAAUGUAAUUCUCUUCAUAUGUAACCGUGCAGAGUUAGGUGAUGGGUGGCUAUAUAAAUGUUUAAAAUAAAAUAAUAAAUACAUUAAAAUAUUUGCCUUUCAAGGACAAAACUGCAGGUGUAUGUUACAAUUUUUUGCAUUCCAGAUGUCUCGGAUUUUAAUUAGCAGAAUCCUUCCACACUGUUGCCUGCAGCGUAAGAAUCCAGAAUGUUGAAAAAAUCUAAUGCAUAUGAAGAGUCUUAGUUAGAAAGACCAGGGUGUGCUUCCAAAAAUACUUUUCUAAACUUGGGGUCUUUUUAAAUAAGCCAUUCUCAGCAUCUUUUAGGGGAAAAAAAACUUUUCUAAAGUUUCUGGAACUUUUAAAAGAUACUGAUACAGAGGCCUUGGUAGUUUGAAGUAACUGAUUUUUCUCUUAUGAGCAUCUGGAAGAGAAAUACUAUAUAAUUAAAACCCACAGUUAUUUAAUAGUGAGGAUGAAGGGAGAUUAUAAGAGAAGAUAAAAUAUUAUCUAACAAACUCAGCUUAUUCAUGUUUUCCAGUUGUAAUGUGAUUGUAUCUUUUAUUAGGAAGACCUGAUAGUUUUUUAAGGAGAAGGGGGUACUUAAAAUUUUGUAAGAAAAUGUUUGCCAGGUAUUUACAGGUGUAAACACUAGGUGCCUUGGCCCGGUAUGGCUUUCAAAUAGGUGUAUUGCAUGUUUGCAAAUUGGUGAGGUCCUCUUCAUAUGCUGUUGCAUUCCUAUAAAGGAGAUAGGACAAGCAUUUAUUUUUGUUGUGCAGAGCAGUCCUAACUUUUCUGGCUGCUUGCUGAUUAACAUAUAUUUAGAAUGUAAUCAUUAUGAACAAUAUACUUCCUUUUUUAACGAGUAUUGUUUUAAAAUUUCAUGGUGAUCCCAGUUGUUUGUUUAAAGCAUAGUCUGACACAAAUAUAUAUUAAUCAUGCACUCAGCAGAUGAAUCAGGACGAAGAUUAGAUUAUAAUUGAAAUUUAAAUGCUACACAGCCAGUAUGGAAAGAGGCACACUGAUUUGUAGUAUUUUAGUUUUUCUUUAAAAAAAAGAUUCUUGUUGCUGAAAUAAUAGAUUUAUUUGUUCAGUAUUCAGGAAAAAAAAUCAUUUAAAAAAGAUGUUGUUUUAUAAAUGCACAAACUCCUGUAGAGUUUAUUUCUUCUUAGUAUUAUUUCCAAAAUGUUAGUGGUGCAACUGAAAAAGUUGAAAAACUGAAAAAAAUAUUCCUUUUGGAAUAGAAAAUACUUGAUAUAGGGCCACAGUCAGUAGUGAGUCAUAAUUCAUUUCCAACAUAAACUUUGCUGCCACUACUGCCUUAAGUGGUAAGAUUGUAUUAUUUCAAGAAAAGAAGGCAGCUUAUAACUUCUCUAAAAUAAUUAUACAUAUGAGGGGAUAGAUAGGUUAUGUGAUAGGAUAAAAUCUCUUAAGGUUUUAAAUAAGCUUAAACUAUGUGGUAUCUAAACAUUCACAGCAGGAAUCAGAAAAAAAACACAAAACAUUAUGUGCCUUUUUAGUAAAAGCCAGUAAAAACUGGCUUUACCAAAAUAUAGAAAAUAUGUCUCCUGGGCAUAGUCUUGAUGAAAAAAUAGUCAGAGGAUGCUAACAAAUCUUCUUGAGAUCUUUGGUUUGUGCAAUAUGUUAAAUCUAUGAAUAGUGUAUAAAUGUUCCUGUUCUAUGAGAGCAAUAUCAAACAUCAUCUAAUGCCUUCAUGGAAGCAAAUGAAAGAAAGGGUUACCAUUGAAUUGGGUAAGAAUUUCUUUAAAUAUGCACUGGGGAUAUACUAAGAAAAUACUGUCAAACUUCUUAGAAAAUAAAAUGCUUUUCAAAAUGAAUAAAUUAUAUUCCUGCUUUGCUA